GUAAUAUUAUUUUAUAAUCAAACUACCAUAUACUCUUUGGAUAAAAUUGUUGAAGCUUUGGUUCCUUCAACCAUUCCCGGUGUUUACAAGCUUCCAUUGAAUACGCCUAUUCAUCUUGCAUUCCAUGAAUGGGGAGCAGGUCUUGUUCGUGUUAGUGAGCUUUGCGCUUGCAAAUGGAUCGAAAAAGAAGAUUCAGAGAUUUGCAUUUUGGAAAGACUCGAAAUUGCCUAGGGCUCAGAAGCAUUCCUCUUUCGGAACUUUAAGUCUUAGUCAAAAGGAUACAAAGGAGGUUGGCUGUCAGGCUACUUUAAAUAGCCUUCAGUAUAUGAACAAUCGUGCUGUUGACGAAAUCAAGCUUUUGACUAAACAUACAAUACAUGUUCCAGGAAAAGAGGACGACAUUCGUACCUUGCCUCUGACAAGAGAAACUGUUUCAAUUAUUGAGCAGAGCUUAAAAAAUGGCAUUAUCAGCAGAAAUGUCAGAACUGCUAUAUUACGUCAAGUUGAUGAGUGGAGCAAUGGUAUACGAAAGCCCAAUAUUGAUGCUGUUUACAACCAUUUAAGAAAGGUGUGUUUUAUAAAACAAUUAAUAAGUUGAUCCAGUAAACAUUGUCGCUUGACUAGAUGAAAGAAAAGUUGUAUCUGUUGUGAUGUAAGAGAGAAGAUAAAAACAAAGAAGUCGAUUAGAACUUGUAUAGGUUUAUUAUUCAAAAAUAUAUAUAUCUCGUUUUCUAGCUCUUCAUUCUCUAG
This is a messenger RNA of Gilbertella persicaria, 750 nucleotides long. RefSeq lists its product as uncharacterized. Lineage: Eukaryota; Fungi; Mucoromycota; Mucoromycetes; Mucorales; Choanephoraceae. The record is from RefSeq and is a predicted model, not a curated record. The transcript has 2 exons. The coding region runs from base 125 to 598 and encodes 157 amino acids.